Molecule: messenger RNA, 6179 nt
Organism: Pocillopora meandrina
Lineage: Eukaryota; Metazoa; Cnidaria; Anthozoa; Scleractinia; Pocilloporidae
Source: the annotation of a GenBank genome assembly
AUGGACGCAAUUCAAGUCACCACUGGUCUGCUGCUUGUUUUGAGUACAAUGGUUCAAGCAGAAGACAAAGUAGCAGAUACACACCCAACAAAAUCAAACAGAAAGAUACCUGAAGGCUUUUACCUUUCUUCAAAUGCUAUUUACGCAAAGAAUGGCACUGAAGUUAUUGAACUCGACAAUGUUACAUUUACUGGAAACGUGUUAACAGAAGCUGAACUUUCCCGCUUCAGUUUCGACGAGAAAUGUUCUCGCGGUCUUCCCUUGUCCGCAUCGUGGCAGUACUACGGACCGUACUCGAAACCUUCAAGACGUGGCAGUCAAAUAGCCGUGGAGGGCAUCUUUCCUCACAUGAUAAACAAAAUGCUCCACGUUUGUUGCAACAGCUCCGCGACUGUAAAGUUUGGAAAGAUUUUGGAUUCCAUUCGUGGACUGGAAGAACAACUAGACCAUCCAGACAAAGCGUAUGACUUUAGUUUUCCCAUCACGGGUAUGAGUCUGGAAGACGUAGCGUUUAAAGACAUGCCAUAUAUACCCUUUGUUCAAGCGCCCAGAGUGGCGCUACUUGUUCAUGAAACGGCCGAAGACAACAAAACAACCCAGCUAAUGAACACGGUGUUUAAAGCCUGGCCCAUCCUCAUAUUCAUACUCGUCGCUGCGACGCUGUCGGGAAUCAUCAUUUGGCUUUUGGUAAGUUUUGUUUCUUUUUUUACUACGAUUUUCUGAAAGCCUCACCGCCUUUAUCGUUGCUUCCUUUUUCAUCAAAUUUUGUCAUUCCUGCCAUAUUUGAAAUUUUUGUUUACAAGCUCUGUGCUAUUGCGGGCAAAAACUCGUGCUAGUUUAGUUAGAUUUCUAAAUUAGUGAUAAAUGCUUUUCUUUUUCUAUACGCUGUUGCAAUCGUUAUCGAAAAUGUCUCCUUACGAAUAUCUACCAUGGCAUUAGAUUUCAGAUAUUGGUGGUGAGACAGAUAAUAAGAUUUGUGCACACGGUUUGGUAUUAAAAUGAUUUUAGUCGACUCUGCCUUGAGCAACACUUUCCUUAACUUGAAUAAAUGCACGAUAUGUGCCUUUUUUCUUUAUCAAGGGAUACAUCGCAUAACCAAUUUCGAUAUGAGACGUAUAUAUUUUUGCUCAUUCUUAUCAUCGCUGCCCUAUCUUAAACGUGUGUCGUGUAAAUCGAAUUGCAACACUUCGUGUUUUAAUUUGGAAGACGGAAUUUUUCUUGGGUAUUCAUUCACAUUUACAUUUUGAUAAUGAAAACCACGAGGAAAAAAAAACUACGAAAUUAUAUCAGUCUAUUAAAGUUUCAUAUCAAAGACAGAAUUUCACCUGCUUUUGGUCAAACUAUUAUAUGUAAUGUUAAUAUUUAAACUGUCCAAUUACUCCAAGACCAUCAGUCUCGCUACAAUGUCUUUGUAACCUGACGGUUAUAUUAGCGUUUUAAAUCUGGCUCUAUUCUGUUUUAAGAAAUCCUAUUUGUGGUACUUAUCCUAAUUCGCCUCUUAAGGUCAGUGUUAAUUGCGCACUAAGACGCUUAGCGUCAUGGUAAGCGAUUAACAUUGAACUUCAUCGCAUAUUGACAACAUCGCUUCGUUUUCUUGGUAACGCAGCUGGUUCAUCGGUAAACAUUACUGACCUUCUCUUGUGUAAAAUACCAUGAAUGCAUUCAAAACAAUCGUGGCUCUCUAAAAACUCUAUCUGAUGAAUAUUUUAAAAAGGUUGCACUAGUCUUUAACAUCAACUUAGUCCUUGAGCUUACGCGAUCUUGAAUUAAGCCUGUAUAUAAGUAACCUCAAAAAGUUGGUGGGUGAUUUUAAAAUUUGCAAGUCUCAUUUUUUUGACCCUGUUGUGCUGGAGCUUUUUCAUCACGCUUUAUACUCCUUUGAAGGCGUUAAAAAUAAUUGUGUAUCACGAGGUUCUAUGAUCAUAAUGUGAGAGUAGACGGGAAUAAAUAUCCAGCUAAUUAUGAAAAUUCAUCACCGAAAACUGCAAGCUAGCACUGAAUAUCACUUUUUUUGGGUAAUAAACUAAAAAUUUGCAGGUUAAAGUUUGUUUCCAGUACAUGGUCAAUGGAACGAUAAGUGUUUUUUGUAACCAAUAUUCCCUUUGAGGUAGACUGAAGGCAUGUAAUUCGUGGUCAAAACAUAAGCUUAUCGAAAUUUUCUGAAAGUUCUAAGGACAUAAGCAAAGGCGGAGAUUGGUAGUUCAUUGUCGGUCAACUUUCUAUAGUGCCCCAGUUAUACUCUGUUGGCGACGACUGAUCCUCCCCUAUCCCCUUGAAAUAACAUUUGGUCCCCAAAUAUCUUCCAUUCCCCACUCUCUUCCCCCGGCGAAAAAUAAUGACUGUUCCCUAAACAUCACACACUUUCACCCGACAGGACCGUCUCAAAAACCCAGAUGAAUUUCCGCGUCCGUUUAUCAAUGGCACCUGGGAAGGCUUUUGGUGGGCGUUCGUCACCAUGACCACUGUUGGGUGAGUGAAAAACUACGAAGAUCCACAAUUCUUUUAUCUUAAGUAUCAUAUUUCACUUUAUAUAAUAAAUUAUUAUCUAAAGAUAAUAAGUCAAAAUCAGGCACUGAUAGUAAAAACAUACCUUUGCUGUUUAGGUAUGGUGACCGUGCACCCAAGUCAUUUUUGGCGCGAAUCUUUUGCAUCGUCUGGAUUCUGGUGGGAAUAAUAAUCAUAGCCAUUUUCACCGCCAUUGUAACAGCCUCGUUAUCAGCCAGUAUCCAGCAUCAUUUCAUCGUUCAUGGCUCAGUGGUAAGACCUAAAUUAGAUAUAAUGAAUGUCUUAAUUAGCCAUUCUCCAAGUUUAUAGCUACUUUUAAUUGAGUUUCGAAAACAGUUAGGGAAAAAAAUUGUUUUGCUUCAGUUCGCUCUGUGAUUGGUCUAUUGGUCGCCCCUCUAUCAACCAAUCAGAUGCAAAACCAAAAUCGAGACUUGGUCACUUGUGUGUCUCCGCGCUUUAGGCAGGUUUCUUGUCUUUACUUUGACUGCUCCUUUGGACAUUUUCUUUGCUCUGAUUGGCUGCUGCGAUUAAAUUGAUUUUGGUUUCACAACAUUCCCGCCAUCGAACUGCGCCCAGAUUAUUAACAAAACGUGAACAAUUUGUAUUUGCAGAUCGGGGCAGUAAACGGUAGUGAAGAGUAUCGCCUUGGAGUAAGCUUAAAUGCUGACAUGAAACGUAAGUGUUAAAUACAAAUUCAUUUAAAUUCCCGACAAUUCUAAUAGUAAUAAUAGUAAUAAUAAUGAUAAUAAUAAACUAAAAUCUCGCUAUCACAAGUUUAAGUCUUAAAUAAAGUCAAUGAGAGAAAUACAAUUCACGUAUAAACUCUUAGUUCAUGGACAUGCUGUGCAUUUUAAACACCAUUACGCCAUUGCUAAAAUCAACCUCGUACUGAAAACGUAAGGUUUGGUCUGCUACAUUCGACUGACUGCUGGGUAGCUGUCGAGUCGAUUUAACAUUGUAUUGAACACUCUCACGAUUAUUGAUUCACUAAACGGCACUGGCGUUUGGCAAAUUAAUGUAUUGCUUGAUUGACUGACUGAUGGAUUGAUGGAUAUUAAUGACCCAAGGUUCCGCUGAUCUCAUGACUGACUGUCUCAUAAACUGAUCAACCGAUUCAUUGACUGAAACCAGACAUUAGUUUUUUUUCUGAUCGAUUAAGUUAUAAAUUUAUUAAUUGACUUGUCAACUACUGACUGCUUGAUUGAUUGUUUGAUUAGCUGACUAAUAAUUUCCUCAUUGAAUGAGUGAUUGAUUGAUCGAUUGAUUGAUUGAUUAAAUGACUGUCUGACUCAUUGAUUGCUUGCUCACUCAAUCUAUCCAUCUCCCAUUUUAUCCCAGCUUAUCAUGCCAUACCAAAGAUGAAUUCUGACCUGUUGAAAGAGAGAUUAAAGGGUUCUCUGAUAGACAACUACGUACUUACUUACUACAGUAAUUUUGUGAAGGAUAACGACGAAGUUCGGAUAGAGACUGCCUUUGAACACGCGAUUACUUAUGGUCUGGCAAUUCGAUCAAACGCAUCAUCACCUCGGUUGGAAUGUUUCCGGCGGUAUCUACGGAAUCACCCCCAAGAGUCGUUUGAAAUCAUCGCUAAGAACCUUGAACCACUUAAGGUACAGUUUGAGGCUGGGGAAAAAUGGUCACACUGAUAGUUAAAAUUUUUUUCAAAACUGAAUCAGACACUCGGGCUUUAAAAUCACUUCCGCAAGGAGUACGAACGAUGUUUUACCCCUCGCCGUCAUACUGUAGAAUUCAUGGUUUCAGGAUUUAAGUUUUACAAAGGGAUUAUCUAUGAUACUUUUUCACUUUGAAAGACCUAUGAAAUAACAUUGACAUGCUUGUUGAGCUAUCAAUUCAACUCAUAAAUAAGCUACAAAAGUUAAAAAGGUUUAAUCUCAUUAACGAAAACAGUAUUGCAAAAUCACACCGUCUUUCAGUAAUACAACGUAUCAAAGGAGUGUAGUUGUAAAUUUAGCGUUCUCUGGUGUAAAGUUUGGUCUAUGAUUUCCGACGGCUUUUCAUUAAUGUAACUGGUUCGAGCAGUUUUCAGCUGGGUGUCAGAAUACCUAAGCCCACCUUACUCUUAACCCUUUACACCCUAACAUCAGGAUGCAUUUUCUCCCUACUGUUCUCUAUGCAUUUCUUAGGAUACUGACAUGGAGAAUUUUUUGAACAAUCAAAAGCUUUUUUAAUUGGUGAUCAUUUCCUCUAUUCUCAUGACCUAAAUGUGUGAUUUAGCGGUGAUGCCGCGAGGAGAAAUUAUACGCUGAUCACUCUUAGAGGCCAAAGGGUCAAAGUAAAUGGGAACAAAUUCAAAAUAAACGGACAAACCAGAGGAGAGAAUGAAAAUAAUCAAUUACAGCACCAAGCUAAGCCACCGUUGGUUUUGCCUUACAGCGUUCACGUCAAAAUUAUUUGCUUUCCAAACAGCCUCACUUUCGAACUGAGGCCUCGAUAAAAAAAAACCUUUUUGUUAGAAUACAAUUAAAAAAACCUCUCCAUAGCUAUAGUGUCGCUUCAAUUCGCGUCUUAACCCUUGAACUCCCAAGAUUUCAUUAUUAAUUCUCCUUACUGUCUUCCAUAAAACUCUUAUGAUGUCAAUUUGGAGAAUUUGGUAUUGGAUCAAUUAAUAAUCCCCUAAUUGAUAUUUUCUUUAUUCUCAUCACUUCUAUGCUUGAUAUUGUAUUGGAAUUGUAAGGAGAAAUUCUCUCUUACUCACUCAUGGGAGGUACAUGGUCAAAAGAGAGGCUUUCAGCAUCUCGGAAAUAAGCUUUGAAAUGACUGUUCGAACACGACAUUCUAUCUUAUCAAAUUGUUCUGUUUUGCUUUUUCAUUUUUUUUUUUUAACAGAAUCCCACUGAUGAAGUAAGCCAAGAGGUAAAAGCAUCCGAAGGACUUUUCUUUUUUAAAGAAGAAGCCUUUCAAAACGUGCUUUUCAUCCUGAUAGGGGUGCUGGGAUUUCUUCUACUCGUUGGAAUAGCCUGGGAACUACUUUAUCAUCGACCCAAGCGACGUAAGAGCUUUUCUAUUUUUAAUUUCCUUUACUGAAAUUUAUGUUUUCUUUAAUACAAAAAUGAGGAAAAUUCAGUGAGAUUUCUGUAUGACAGUCAUUUUGAGAGCGAUUUUCUGAGAAACCUAAAAACCUUCCGAAUUUUUCCGCGCUGCAAACCUAUCCUGUGAGAGAAUCCGUUUUGUUUUCUUUUAAAAAUUUACUCGUGCUUAUUAACACUAAAUUGCAUUCGAAAUCAUAUUAUUGCCUCUCAUUUUAGCUAUGUUACUCCCUGGUUCUCACAGUGAUUUUCUUGGAUCGUUUCCUUAAUUCUUCUUGCCUGCCUUCUUGCUAGUGUACUUUGUAUAUAUGGGGAAUUGAUAUGCCGAUCAGACAAAAAAAAAACACAAUUUAAUUAGAUACUUGUUCGAUACUGAUUUUUCGUGUCGCAGGUCAAAAGAGUAAGGCUACGGAGGACGAAAGUGCAAUUAUCUCGUUAACUCCUGCACCAAACAGCUGUGACUGUCAUGAAAUGUUCCUCAGUCAUCAAACAGUACAAACUAUCAAGUACAAAUCCGCAAAGAUCAAAGAACUCAUCCGAGAAUACGAGGAGUAUUACGAUGCCUGGUUACAAAGGGUGCGAUCCGUUGAGCACGAAGGAAAUGGCAUAACGCCACAAAUGGUGUGA